AUGCACGUUUAUAGCUUCGAUCAAAACGGACAGGUCGAAAUCAAAGCUAAAUUCCAGAAUGCGUUCAUCAUGUGCAACGUUAUCCGUUUUGUUUGGCAGGGGUUGCACCAAGAGUUCCUCGGCGAGACUGAGGAACAGCAAAUCGAAAAUCUGAAGUUCAUGUGGGCACUCGCCGGCGCAGCGACGUUCUGCAGCCUCGACGAACAGUUCGAAGUCCAGGUGAAAGUGGAUAGUUUUGGAGGAAUGGGAUCCAAUCGCAAGUUCCUAUAUAUCCUCAGUGCGAUGAACAACCUUUCCGGGGACGAGCGAGUACAGUUUCACAACUUUUUGCGGUACGUGUUAGUGAUUGGACCAUCGCAGGCACCCUCGUAG
Messenger RNA from Suillus fuscotomentosus, 372 nucleotides. RefSeq lists its product as uncharacterized. The record is from RefSeq and is a predicted model, not a curated record. The coding region runs from base 1 to 372 and encodes 123 amino acids. Lineage: Eukaryota; Fungi; Basidiomycota; Agaricomycetes; Boletales; Suillaceae. The transcript has 2 exons.